UAAAUACUCAUAACAUUUCCUCAUACGCUCCAAUAUUGAAGUCUUUAAUUUUCUUGAUGCGAUGGUGAGAUCAAUCCAGAAAGGAGGAGUCUUGAUGAUGUCUUCAUCCUCUUCCUCCACAACCACAAGCAACAACGGAACCGACUCCGACGAUUCUCUCAGCCCCUCCGCCUCUUCCAAAAGCUUCGUCCUCACCACUCUCCCUCCCCCCAUCACCGGCGCGUACAAGCCACUCGCCGUCCUCUCCGCUCACGUCGGCUCCGUUUCGUCUUUAGCUCUCUGCGGCGAUUUCUUGCUGAGCGCUUCUCAGGGGAAAGACAUCAUCGUCUGGCAACAGCCAGAUCUCAAGAUCUUUACCAAAUUCGGACAAGGAGACGGGUCCGUGAAGGCUUUGGUCAGCGUGGGAAGCAAAGUGUUCACGGCGCAUCAAGACAGCAGGAUCAGAGUCUGGAAAGUGUCACGGAGAAGCUCCGAGAACGCUUUCAGGCUCGUGGACUCGCUUCCCACGACGAAAGAUUACUUGGGGAAGUUUAUGAAACAGAGCAACUACGUUCAGACGAGGAGGAACCAUAAGAGGCUCUGGAUCGAACACGCCGAUAGCAUCUCGUGCCUUGCGGUACACGCAGGGAUAAUCUACUCAGGGUCUUGGGAUAAGACGCUUAAAGUGUGGAGAUUGUCGGAUCUUAAGUGUCUUGAGUCGAUCAAGGCACAUGACGAUGCUAUUAACGGCCUUGUUGCCGGAGAAGGCAGAGUAUACUCUGCUUCUGCGGACGGGAAGAUCAAGAUUUGGGGGAAAGAGAAGAGGAAGAAAGCUGAUUCGUCUUUGUCUUCUUCUUCUUCUUCUUCUUGGUCACAUGUUCUGAAGGCGACACUGGAGGGUCAUGCGGAGGUUUCUGUGAACUCGGUGGUGGUUUCCGGCGAGGGGAGGUGGGUAUACGGAGGAGGGUCAGAUGGGUUUGUGAUGGGAUGGGAGAGGAGUGAGAAAGGAGGAGACUUUGAGGAAUGGAGAUUAGGGUUUGAGACGAGAGGACAUAAGAUGGCAGUUCUGUGUAUGUGUGUGGUUGGGGAAAUGGUGUGCAGUGGAUCGGCUGAUAAGAGCAUUGGGCUGUGGAAGAGAGAAGAGAGUGGCAGGCUCUGUAAAUUUGGAGUCAUUCAAGGGCAUGAAGGUCCGGUCAAAUGCUUGCAAGCUUCUCCCAAUAAUGUUGGUGCUGGAUUCAUGCUUUACAGUGGAAGUCUUGACAAGAGCAUAAGGGUUUGGUGGGUUUCAAAACAAGACUGUGUAGAAGAAGAGAAGAAGAAAACAAGUUUUAGGACAUUGUUGAUGCAACAGGGAUGAGUAGGAAGAUGUUAUAUUUGGUGUUUCUUUUUUGUGGGUUUUCAUAUACGUUUUAUGAUAUAUUUGUAAUUUGUUAUUCAAUUUGUAAAGUUUUUU
Messenger RNA from Brassica oleracea var. oleracea, 1432 nucleotides. RefSeq names its product myosin heavy chain kinase B-like. The record is from RefSeq and is a predicted model, not a curated record. NCBI's taxonomy places the organism in Eukaryota, Viridiplantae, Streptophyta, Magnoliopsida, Brassicales, Brassicaceae. Gene Ontology annotation, molecular function: protein binding. The coding region runs from base 62 to 1336 and encodes 424 amino acids. The transcript has a single exon.